Molecule: messenger RNA, 3638 nt
Organism: Leptidea sinapis
Lineage: Eukaryota; Metazoa; Arthropoda; Insecta; Lepidoptera; Pieridae
Exons: 5
Coding region: 315-1598 (427 amino acids)
Source: RefSeq, a predicted model, not a curated record
AGUACAGUUGUUUAUCAACGCCGGUGGCAGUGCAAGUGCUAAGUGAAUAUUGGUUACGAUGUGACUAAGUGAUCAGUGAAUUAGUUUUGUGAUAAUUCGAGGUAAAGCAGUGACUAUUUUAUAAAUGACAUAAAAAAAAUGAUUUCACCACUGUUUUGAGCGUUACUUAUGGUGUAAAUUGUUAAUAGACAAAGUUGUUAUUAAGUAAACUGGCAUCUUAAGAUUCUUUUGACGUCUGAGGGGAUAUUUAGAUGUAUAUAGGAUAUACAGUAAAUAACAUAUUUCCUGAUCCCAGCUACUGUGAAAUGUGAAAAAUGCUACUGACAAUCUGCAAAUCUUGUCAAUCCUGUCUUGAGACGAUGUACUGGAACUGUUGCGAGGAACGCUUUUGCUUCGACAAGAAUAUUGCGAAAUAUAAUUUGGAAAGCAGCACCCUGUAUACAAAUGGGUACGGCAACAUGGGCGCUAAUGUCGGGGACGUGGUGACGGGUCAGCCAAUGAACAACAACCAUUUGCCACAGACAGCGAUCAUUGGAAGAGAAAUAAACGAGCUGCCUUUGCAUGUCGAUAAAUUAUAUGAGGUUUUCUCCAAAUCUCUUAUAUUCAGAGAUGACCAAGAACUGAAGAAUGCAAGCACGAAUACUCUAGACGAAUACGAAACUAAGUCAGAACCAGACUAUCUAUCUGAUAAGCCAAAUAGAACCAAAGUAUAUUUCGAAGACGAAGUAGACUCGCCUGUAACAGACUUUGAAAUAAUGUUCAAAGAUGAACUCUUAGCUAGUUAUGAUAUGUUCAAGAUUGAGGAAGAAGAAGAAGAGGAUACGAAGAGCCAAGAUACUGAAGAAGGUCUUACAAUGAAUGUUUCUGUUAAGAAACAAGACGUUAUAAAACCAAGUACAAUUACACUGAAAGAUGAAACUAAAAUUACCAAACAAACCCCUAUUUACGAAUACGACCCUGUUUCUGUUUUAACCCUGCCUUCUGCCUUUGGAUUACCUAGAGUUGAAAGUGUUAAGAGUAUUUUGAGAACAAACAGUGCAAAAACAUUGGAUCGUAUUGACAGUGGAAGUAAAUUAAGACCUUCAUUGAGUAGAAAUGAGAGCCUUAAGAAUAUAGACCCUCAAAAAAUUACCAAAGUAUUAGCAAGAGUGCCACAUAGAAGUGCAUCGUUCUUAAAUAUACCGGCACAUUUAGCCCCAGAAAAACCACCGCUAAUGAAAAGUAAAUCUACGGUUGGAGUACCAUCUUUAGCUGAAAGUGAAUUGAAAUUGAGCUCACUGCCAGAUACACCUAUUAUAAAAAGCAAUAACUUACCCCGUUUCUUCGCCGAUACACCAUCAUCGAUACCCGAGUAUAAAGGUGAAACAAGUUUACAAAGCAUCCAACAGAAAACUGCACUCAAGUUCAAAGAAAAUGACUUUAGCAUGCCCAGGUAUUACGGAACGGUGAAAGCUGAUCCAAUCCCUGUACAAGAAAGUAAAUCUAUGCCGGAUUUAAGAAAUCCUAUAACAACUGGUAAAGUAAGUAGCCGUCUAGCCAAAUUUAGAGGUAAAUUGAACCCAUUAGUUAUUCGAAAAAGUUCUGAAGAAAAACUUUAAUUUACCGAUUAUUAAUAAUUUAGUUCUUAUGUAGCUAAUUACGUUAAUUUCUUAACUUAUAAACAAUUACUAUUUGCGGCAAUAUCCAAGACGGUAAACGAUAAUAUGUUACCAUUGCAAAAAGUAUCUAUGUAAAAUAUACAAUUUAAAAUGGUAUUAAUAAAUUCAAUUAUAUAUAAGCGGUAACUAUAGCUACAUUGUGAUAUAAAUUAUAUAGCUUAUAAUUAUGUAAUUAUCUGUAAAAUAUUGUAUUAAAACUUAAAUAGAAAUUCUGACAUUUUAAAUUUGGACAUAAAAUAAUAAUUAUGACAUUUUAAGAUUAUUAUUAUUUCAAUAAUAAUUUAUUGCAUAUAUUAGUAAUCUACCUUUAGUACCUACUUAUCAUCGAGUAAUUUUAUUUUUGUUUAAACUAACUUCAGUUAGAAUAUUUUAAAUUAUGUUAAUGAUAUUUAUUUUAAUAAACCAGUGUAAGAUAUUGUAAAUGUUUGACUAAAUAAUAUUGUAAAAUCUAAUUUUGUGGCUCAAUGUACCUUUAUAGAAGUUAAUAAUAAAAAUGUUAACAUAUUAUAUUAUGUUCCUUAACAUAUUAUUAUUAAGUUAAUUUUAAUGAAUAUUAAUUAAUUUUUAUUAUUUUUUUAGUGUCGUUGUAUAGACGAGAUGAAUUUGACUGUAUUAAUAAUUUAUUUGUUAAAUCAUAAAUUUCAAGAUUUGGAAAAUUUCGAACAAAUAUUAGAAAUAAAGAAUAGAAAUAAUAGAAAGACAGAUAUUAAAUAUUAGUACAGAACUUAUUAUGAGCCACUAGUAUCUCAUAAGUUCUGUUAACCUCUGCGUUAGCAGUGUGAAAAGUAAAUACUAUAUAAUUGCUAAUGCACGAUAUUACAACAAUUCAGUAGGUACCUAUAAUACAUGCUUUAAAAUUAAUGCAAAUAGUUUUCUCUGCAGUAACCCUAGCAGAAUUCAGCUAUUUUAGCAGAAUUUCUCAUUUCUAGAGGUCAGCAGAUUAUGUUGAAGUGUUGCAAAGUCUAGCCGGAUUUAGCUAAAUCAUAUUAGAAAUCGUACCAAGCUUUCAUAAUGUUUAUAGGACAAAUUCCCCGAAAAGCAAUAUUUUUUUGUAAUUCUUGUAUUGGAUUUCUGAUUUAUUUUUUGUUGCCUAGACUUAUCUUUUCAGACGUUUGUACACUGCACACUUUUUGUCGUACCUACAGCAUUUUUAUAAUAUUUGCAAAUGUUAUGACUUCAAGAUCACAUACACAACUUUUUGUGCUGUCAUCUGAGAAGUAUGUGCAACGUGACUGAUUGGUUCCGGCUAGUAUGACGUCAUACUCCUUCAGACUACGUCAUACUCGGCCUACAACACAUCAGAAAUGAAUUGAUUAUUGCAUUAUAUCGAAGGAUAUAUCACUUUCCAUUCUAAAACACAUUCUCCAUAUAAUUAAAUUUAAGUUCUUCUCUUCUUAAUCCGAUUUCUCGAAAUCGUAUCAUUCAUAAUUUUAAAAAUUCAUUCACGCCCAGUAAUUAAAAGGAAGACUUAUAAAAUAUUUUACUAUCACAUUCCUCUUGUGUUUAUUAUAAGACAAUUGUAAUGUUAAGUAUGUUUAUUAGUACUUAAAAAUAAUAAUAUCGCAUAAUGUCGUAUCUAGUCAACAAACAUAAAAUCGGUAUUAUAAAUAAAAAUAAGUUAAAAUUAUUCUUUGCUCAGCGCGAAGUUCGACUAAAGUCGAACAGAUUUUCAUAUUUUAAAUUAUAAAAACCACCGUAACGUUAAGUUUUUCAAGUUACUUUAUAAGCAAAAUUAAAUAUAUUUAAUUAAGAGUCUUAAUAAUGUUACGAUCAUAUCCCUUUACAUACAAUAUUAAAUCAACUAAAGCGUGCUAUACACUCGAUUUAUCGAUUUGAAUGGUUUUGUAGUCGUCUAGAGACGAUAUGUCGAGGAUUAUAAGACUUAUGUUUUCUUUUGUUUUUUCUUUUAGUUUAUCGCUAUGUAUACAGAUCUGCGGUUAGUAACUGAAAUCAUAGUGUCAAUAAAUUAUUUCGGUAUUA